AACAUACAAGAUGAUUUUUGCUGGACGUCCAUUGCGGUAUUGGCUUCCAUCGCUCUGACCACCCUUGGAUUAUUUCAGGACUUCACGUAUGCCUGAAGUGAAGACGGUAUGUCCUUAUGGUUACUAGCGGCAAUAUUGAGUACGGGGUGUCCACUGUCUUCAGUUCGCAAACUCGGAUCAAGCCUCAAAGAAUCAAGAAUCAAGAACCACUGGCCCAGACUGUCCGAUGAGUCUGGCGCCAAUGCGCCCCUGAUUGUCCCGUCUCAAGUUCGUGGUCGCCAAAGUCAACGCAACUGCAAGCCCCCGCUCUCAGCCUCAAGGAAACACUUCGUAUUUGGCUGCCGGGACGACUAUCUCGGGCUUCAGGUUAUCUCUCUUCGCAUCAUCCAAACCACGCAAUUGGGCCUCAAUCUGGCGGCUGUAAUUCGCUCCGCCUUUUUCCCUGCAUGUAGCCAGGAGCUGGAACGGGGCUCACGGCCACCAAAGCUGUUAUUGUGUCCACAAGUUCAUGUAUAACAUAGUAUGCUGUCUCUGUAUUUAUGGCUAUCGAAUCCGAAGGUGUCGGCCCUGACGCAUGUAACUUAGAUCUAUCUUAUUCUUGUUACACUGGCAGCCCAUCGGGGACGGGCAAGAUCAACGAUUUGUUAACUUCG
Messenger RNA from Fomitopsis serialis, 653 nucleotides. RefSeq lists its product as uncharacterized. Bases 109 to 516 code for a protein of 135 amino acids. NCBI's taxonomy places the organism in Eukaryota, Fungi, Basidiomycota, Agaricomycetes, Polyporales, Fomitopsidaceae. The transcript is spliced from 3 exons. The record is from RefSeq and is a predicted model, not a curated record.